GUCUCUUUAAUGUGCGACUGACUCUCUGAAACUUGUCCGACGUGUUCUAUGAGUAAAUGUAUCCAGAGUACUUGCAGUACUUCUUUGUAUGUGUAAUAAUACUUUGUCCCUGAAGGAACCCUGGUCUCCACCUCGAUCCCCGUGCAGCUCGCCGCCUCGCUCCCCGCUGACGUACCGAGGCUACCCCUACGCCAAGCAGAGGAACGGGGCCGACUCACUGACCGCCUACGAGAGCAAGCCGUCCUCUCGGCCGACGGUUCACCCGGACCAGCGCUCCUCGCCCGGUACCUACGGGACCAGAGCCGCCGUGGAGCGUCCCGCGAGGACUUCCUCGUCAGAGAGGCUGGACCAGCAGGGCCUCGUGGACCCUGAAGACGACCCCUGGAGGAUCACAGAGGAACAGCUGGAGUAUUACACCAAUCAGUUCAAGAGCCUGCAGCCCGACCUGGGGGCUCUCAUCCUGGGAACCAUUGCAAAGAACUUCUUCACUAAAUCUAAACUCCCGAUUCCAGAACUCUCCCACAUCUGGGAGCUGAGCGACGUGGACAGAGACGGAGCGCUCACGUUCUCUGAGUUCUGCACGGCCUUCCACCUGAUCGUGGCCCGUAAGAACGGGUAUCCUCUCCCAGAGAGCCUCCCCCCGACGCUGAGGACGGGCUCCAUGCAGCCGGAGGACGAGGACACGCCGGACACCCCUGAGAGUGCAGAGCCUCUUAUUGUCUUUGAGGACGCUGAGCCGAGGCCGAGUCUCACGAAUCGGAGCGUCAUCGAGCGUCUGACCUCAACAAAAGCAGAAGUGAAGGAGGAAUGCUGUCAACGAGAUGUUGGCGUGAAGACGGAGACGACGUCUCAAGAGAAACGUGUUCUACGUCUCGCUGCUUUCACUGAGAGGACAGAGCCGCCUCAGGACCUGGACCCACACAUGAGGACGAGAACUAGACGGAGGUCUUACUCCAGCACCUCUAUCGAAGAUGCCAUGAAGAAGGCAGAAGAGCCUCCCACCCCCCCGCCUCGACCCCAGAAAACCCACUCUAGAGCCUCCUCGCUGGACCUCAACAAGCUCUUCCAGCAGGGCGCUCCAG
Molecule: messenger RNA, 1082 nt
Organism: Anarrhichthys ocellatus (wolf-eel)
Lineage: Eukaryota; Metazoa; Chordata; Actinopteri; Perciformes; Anarhichadidae
Product: ralBP1-associated Eps domain-containing protein 2
Exons: 10
Biological process (GO): endosomal transport; endocytosis
Cellular component (GO): plasma membrane; cytoplasm
Molecular function (GO): protein binding; calcium ion binding
Source: RefSeq, a predicted model, not a curated record